This is a messenger RNA of Triticum dicoccoides, 1017 nucleotides long. RefSeq lists its product as uncharacterized. The transcript has 2 exons. The record is from RefSeq and is a predicted model, not a curated record. Lineage: Eukaryota; Viridiplantae; Streptophyta; Magnoliopsida; Poales; Poaceae. Bases 1 to 1017 code for a protein of 338 amino acids.
AUGCAGUUCUGGUCGCUGCCGGGUGCGGAUGAGGCCUUCGGCGACAUCGGCCGCGUCGACAGGCUCGAUUCGCGCACCCUGGAGAGGGGGCACACCAGGACCUUCGCGUUCUGGCUCUGGGUUUGGGACGUUGCCCACAUCCCCACUAGGCGCGUGCUCUGGGUGCUCAAGCGGGGUGCCGGUCGGGCGGAUGAGAUCAUCGGCCUCGUCCCCGCGGAUAGCCGCAUCCCCCCGCCUCCCGGCGUCCGGCGCUACCACCUGCUGCUACAUGUCGACCUACUAGAGGAUUGGUCACCGCUCUCGCCGCGCUCGUCUCAGUCCGGCCAGAGCGGGCUGCCCUCCUCGGAUGAAAAUAACGACCGCCCUUUCCCGCGCAUCGAGCCCGGCACUUGGGUGGCCCAUGUUGAAGACGGGCAGGGCAGGGCCUACAAAAGGGCGCCGCGCAUCGGGGCCGGGGGCUGCAGCCCUGUGCUCGGUGGGGGCGCCCGCGACCACGAGGAGGACGGCGGUGGAGGCGGUUCUGGUGCUAGUCGUUCCUGGAAGGAUCGCCUGCUGGGUCGUGGCUGCCACGCCAGGGGCUGUGACGGGGACGUGAUCUCGGACGCGCACCGUCGCCGUAGCAGAUCGCCUGACGCGCUCGUCACCCCGCUGGCUUUCGAAGACGAUGGCCGCUCGCCCUCUUCGCCCACCGCCAAGCCCGCUGAGCUGGAGAGCCCGGAGAUGCUGCCGUGCCUACUGACCUGCAUCGCCUCCCCUGCAGCACCAACGGUGGGCUUCCAGAUGGACGCGGUCAUCCAGCAGGUGGGCUCCAUGCAAAUCGAUGACAGUCAGGCGCAAGCAGCCGAGCUGUUUGCUGCGGUCCCGCCUCUGAUCCUCGCUAGCCAGCCUCCCCGUCCACGCUACUCCGCCCCGCCCAAGUCCAGGGCUACCUCCGCCCCCUCCUGUCGCAGUGCUCGACAGGCAGUAGCUGGAAACUCCACCCCGGUGGCGCAGAGGGCGGUUCUGCGCCUAGUCUAG